Molecule: messenger RNA, 1619 nt
Organism: Vanessa atalanta (red admiral)
Lineage: Eukaryota; Metazoa; Arthropoda; Insecta; Lepidoptera; Nymphalidae
Gene: Rap2l
Product: ras-related protein Rap-2c
Exons: 1
Coding region: 332-877 (181 amino acids)
Biological process (GO): negative regulation of cell migration; Rap protein signal transduction
Cellular component (GO): plasma membrane
Molecular function (GO): GTPase activity; GTP binding; GDP binding
Source: RefSeq, a predicted model, not a curated record
UGCAAUAGAGUGCAUUGACCAACCUGCUGCUGGUGCCAAUUCUAGAAAAGAGCGAGUCAGUUGGAUAGAUGUUGCUUCCGUGUUUGUACUAUCGAGUGUAAAGUGAAUAGAAGAGUACCGCGAUGCAAUCAAAGUUGUUUUGCCACUCAUCUAACUAAAAUGGCGUCCCUGUUUAUCAUUUAGUUAACAUUCUUUAUGUGUUCGUUUCUUAGUGAUCGCAUCCGAGUGAGUCAUUAACCAACAUAGCAAUGACAUUUUUAUAGCACAAAGUGAGAAUACGUUUCUGAAACGUUUGUAGAAGACUGGCAAGUGUGAUUUAUACAACACAAUAAUGCGCGAAUUCAAAGUCGUCGUGCUAGGCUCGGGUGGGGUCGGGAAGAGUGCUUUGACCGUACAGUUUGUGUCUGGAUGUUUCAUGGAAAAAUACGACCCCACCAUAGAAGAUUUCUAUAGGAAAGAAAUCGAAGUAGAUAACUCUCCAUGUGUUUUAGAAAUAUUGGAUACCGCCGGCACAGAACAAUUCGCGUCUAUGCGAGAUUUGUACAUAAAGAAUGGCCAAGGAUUUGUAGUUGUAUAUUCAUUAACAAAUCAUCAGACUUUCCAAGAUAUCAAGCCAAUGAAGGAAUUGAUAACGCGCGUCAAGGGAUCGGAACGUGUGCCCAUACUGCUAGUGGGCAACAAGGCCGAUUUGGAACACCAACGCGAAGUAUCGCAGGCAGAGGGCUCGGCCCUCGCGCAAAUGUGGGGCUGCCCAUUCGUGGAAGCAUCGGCGAAAAGCCGUACCAACGUCAACGAAAUGUUCGCCGAAAUAGUGCGUGAAAUGAACGUUAGUCCUGAAAAGGAAAAGAAAACUUAUUGUUGUUGUACAGUGCUUUAAUAUUUAGUGUGUAAUGUGGCAUUUAUUUCUCGUAAGACUGCAAGGGCGAGGAGGGAGUGAGCCCACCUCGGCUGACGGCCGCAAAUCUCCAGCGGGGCCUGGGCGGCGGCGCGCCGGCCCUGAUCGCUGGACUCUCGGCGGUCGCGAUGCGCGUCAUAUCACGUUGUUAAUAUCUUUGAUACAUACCAUUGUCCAAUCGAGGUGCUUUAUCUUAUAUUUUCAUACUUUAGUACUGGUAGAUACUCCCGCGGUAACCAUUAUCAUACAAAAUAAACAAAAUGUUAAUUUCUAUGUUCUGAUUGGAACAUUGUAUUUUAGCUUCAUUAAAAGAUCAUGGUUAAUUUUAUAUUGGUCUUCAAAAUCAAAGGUGGAAUCGAAAGCUGUAUUGAAUUUCUAAGCAGCUGUAACAAUUGUAAUGUAAAGUAAUAUUAGUCAACUUUGUAUAUAAUUUCAUGAGAUUAAUGAUGUGGAAGGACAAGGACGGUUUUAGAGAAUAAAAAAGCCAUCCAAAUAUGCAAUAAUCUUAUAUGAUUGUGUAGAGUGAAGUGCGCUGAGUAAGAUUUUACACUAAGUCAUAUUGCAGAUUGUGUAUUGUGUAAAUUAUGUUUAUAUGAGAAAUCAGUAAUCAAGAAAAUGCAGACAAUGAUUUGUCAGUUGCGUGAUUGUGUUUUAAAGUCUACCAGGAUUUGUGAUAAUACAUAUAACAAAGUAUCUAUAAUAAAAGUUUUAAGUGGGAGAUUGA